Molecule: messenger RNA, 5431 nt
Organism: Stomoxys calcitrans (stable fly)
Lineage: Eukaryota; Metazoa; Arthropoda; Insecta; Diptera; Muscidae
Cellular component (GO): plasma membrane
Molecular function (GO): protein binding
Source: RefSeq, a predicted model, not a curated record
UAAAAAUCUAUUUGUAAAAAAGUUCAAAAGUGGGUUAAUAACUAACAACUAAAAAUCGUUCGGUUUAUUUACCAAAAUUAAAAAGGUAUAAGCAAUAAAUGUUAAAAAAAAACAAAUUUGGUAAUAUUAAAAAUCAAAAAUAAUAAUUACGGACUGUGGCUAAAUGGAUACGCGUCGGGAAAUCCAUUAAGAAAAGAUUUGUUAAAUUAUUAAUUCCAAAUACAUCAAUUAGUGAGUGAAGUGGUUCCGAGACCAGUGUGCAUCAUACAUUUACCGCAUACCAGUUAAAACAACCUGCAAAUAGUGCGUGAACCUAAUUACAAGAAAACCGAUAUGAAUAACAAAUUGAGCAUACAAGCGACAAAUAUAUCAAUUUAUUGACAAGAGUGGCAAUACCAUAUUUUUAUAAGUCAAUUCAUAAGCAAAAGAACCAAAAACCCUUAUCUAAUUGCCUCUAAAAAGAAGGAAAGUUAAUUAGUUUUCAUAGUAAAAUCUCUGUGUUUAACCAAAAAAGUUAGAAAAGUGGAAUUGAGUAUAAACUUAAAUUGAUGCCGAAAUAAAUAGUCUGCAAAAAUACUUGAAAACCCCAUUUGUAUCGACAAACUUGAUUGUAGCCAUAGUGGGCAUAUUGGAACUUCACAUAGCAGAAAACAAUAGGUCAUCAUAAAGAUGUCCGCAACGAGGACAUGGAUGAAGUGCUAUGGCUGCCUGCUCAUAUUUGUGCACCUAGCAGUUACAAUUGUAAUCGCCUGUAGAGUUUCAGAAUAUCCGUGCAAGGGAAGCACGAGCAUUUGUAUACCCUUGGAUAAAUACUGCGAUGGCAAAGCUGACUGUGAGGAUGGCAGCGACGAGCCUCGACAUUGUACUGUUUGUAACCGUACCUAUUAUGGUGACAUUGGGCGGACAUACUCCAUUAAGGUGCCAACGCCACAGUGGAAUAAACUCCCAUUUUUAUGUCAUUUAACAUUCACAGCAUCAGGACAUGAUCAAGGUGACAUUGUGCAGAUAAUAUUUGACAGUUUCACAGUUGGUCGCUUUGAUGAGGGUAUGGUCGAUACGGAUGUCGAUGGCUAUGAGACUAGCCUUAGUCCCACAGGGGAAUUGCCCGGCUGUCCUGAAGGUUUUAUGCAGCUGAGCGAAUUGGGACGACCAUUCACUGGUGGCUCAUGGUGUGGGAAAGCCACAGGACCGCAGUUAUAUUUCAGCGAAACAUCAACAGUGACAGCUUCGGUUAAGGUUUUCCAUCCACCUCGGAAUAUCCAGGAAGAAAAGCCUUUUGAAUUUAGCAUAAGAUAUAAAUUUAUAAGUCAAUCGGAUGCUGUUGUCAGAUACGGCUUGCCCGAUAAGCCUUUGGAGUUGGGACGAGUCACGCCUGGCACAUAUUGUACACGUCAGUUCGAUGAAUGCUAUCGCAAUAAAUGCCGUUUGCAAAGUCCCAAUUAUCCCGGCAUGUAUCCGAGAAAUGUCACGUGCUACUGGACCAUACGGCAAAAAGAAGUUCCUACCAGCAAACAUGCCAUGAUUGCUGUUAGCCAAGAAAAUCAACAUAAAGCUUUAGUUAAAAGUGGACCCGAGAUGUUGGUUGCUUUCCAUUCCAGUCCGUUCUCAGCGCCACUCCAACAAGGCAUUCCCAAUCGAGGUUUUGAACUCGAUGUAGACAUUUUAUUCACCGACUCCGAUUCCUAUGACUUUGCUCAAGGUUCAAAAAAUAUUUGCGAAUUUCACAUAAACGCCACCAAUCCAGAUGACGUUUUAUUCUCAAGGCGCGGUAGAAUGGGACGCAUUGUCAGCCCGCGUCAUACACUUCCACCGAAUACAACGUGCACAUACCACUUUCAUGGUUAUCCUGGCGACCUAAUUUGGUUAUCAUUCACGAGCUACAAUCUACAAAUGCUGCAGCAAGCCAUACACGAUAACAAUACUUUGGGUCGGACUGAUUUACCACCCUUUAUAACCCGUUUGCGUAUGUGGGACAGUUAUGGCACAUAUGUUCCAAUAAAGCAAACAAGUGUUACAACAGGCCAACCACCUCCUCCGCCACCCGUUGCCUCGUCAGCAGAUGGAGGCAAACCCACACUACUCGAUCCGACUAGUUAUGGAAAUAACUAUUACUACAGUCCGCAGAAUCCCAAACUGGGCAAGAAUUUACGUGUCAACAUUGAUAAUGCCUGGAAUCCGGUGGAUACCUACAUAUAUGGACCCACCCAGUCGAGUAUCUUCAACCAAGAGAAUAAAUACAGUGGCUAUCAGCAACAAGGUGGAGCCGGUAGUGGCGGCUCCAAACAAGCUGUUGGCGGCAAUGGCAUUUCAUCUGUCAAAGAGAGCCUAAAUUAUAUUUCCAGCAAGACCAGCAAAGAUUCCGCCCACGGUAGUGGACCGGUUGGCGGAGGUAGUGGUAGUCUCAGUGUUGGCAAUGCGCUGGCCCUGAUGAGCACCAAGGGAAAACGUCGCUUAAUGCUGGAAAUUUAUGAUUAUGAGACACCUAAACUAUGCGAUCAUACAGCAAUUAGCAGCACAGGCAACACAUUGGGUCUUAAUCGUUUACGACCUUGCAGUCCUUUAGAAAGUUAUGUCAGUACCGGACGAGAUUUGAAACUGGAAUUUCAUACCCAUACGGGAACAGCUCUAUUCCCUGCACAAUUCUCUCUAAACUAUGAAUUUGUGGACACCGAGCAAGGUGGUGAACCCUGGCCAGGAAGAAGAGGUGAGGAGCCCGUACCAACUUUGUGUUCAAGAGUUUUCCGCAAGCGCAAGGGAAACAUACAAGUGCCACGCAAUGUGUUCCUAUAUGGUCGAGGAGGAGCCAAAAAUCUUACUUGUCUCUAUCGUUUCGAAGCAGGUCCUUCUGAAAGAGUUCGCCUAGUACUGCACAAUGUAUCAUUUGGAGAAGGCACUACAUGCACGACAGAUAAUGAUUUGCAUACCGGAAGGCCGAAAUGUAAUCAAUUGGAUCCCGAUGGCCGUAUUACCGAAUUGAAGUUAUAUGACGUUCCUUUCCGUGAUGUAAAGAUACAAAUGGGUUGUUUCUGUGAUAACUCGUCGGCUUUGUACAACAAUGCUCCACUGACUUUUGUCUCGAAUUCGCGUAUUAUGGAGUUGACUUUUACGGUGACAAAAUUAAACAUUUCCGAAGAUUUUGCCGAUGUGAAUUUCUUUGCCUCAUACGAAUUUAAGCGGGUCAGCGAUUGCCGUAAACGUUUAAAACUUAAAGGGGCUGGGGGCGAAGACGAAAUCAAAUAUCCCAUGAAGUCACAAGAUUCUAGCUGUGAAGGCUUAUCAUGGUAUAUAGAAGCCCACACUUCUGACAAGUCGUUAUUUGUGCAAACAUGGGGCUCUUAUUUACCCGUCGAUCCUACCUCCGAGGAUGCCAUGAGAUGUCACACAAAAAAUCGUCUCAUGAUUUACUCUGGCCGUCCUUUAAAACCCAUGCGCGUAGUGUGCCCCGCGCAAAGUGGUCCAAGGCCUACUUCACUGCAUAUAUUCUCAGAGGAUUGGACGAAUGGACAGCCGUUAUUUACCAACAAGCCGGUCAGCUUGGUGCUGGAGCCCAUAUUGAAGGAACCCGGAGAUAUUGCCUUCACUUGGCUGGAGAUCUAUCGCACGAAAAAUGCAUUAUUACAACAAUUUGAUUUGCAAAGCAAUGCAACAACGACCAGCACAGUGGGUGGGGCUGGUGCCGGUACUGGAGUAUCAGGCAGCGCUGCGUCUGGUCCGGGUGUCGGUGUGAUAACCACAACAGGCACCAGUGGCAACGAUACGCUAAGUGAUUUUGGAUUCUAUCCAAAAGAGUCAGACUGUGAAUAUAAAUGUCCUGAAAUUGAUGCAUGUAUAUCAGCCACAUUGUGGUGUGAUGGACAUCACAAUUGUCCCUCAGGAUUCGAUGAAUCAGAAGAGGAGUGCGGUACCGCUCGCAAACUACUCGAACUGCCAGGUGGGGUCUUUGCCGCCCUGGGCUGUAUAGCGGCGGCCAUCACUGCUUGCCUGAUAUUCUGCAUAUUUGGCUUGCUCAGAAAACGUAAGAAAACUGUAUUACAAAAAUCAAUUAUUAAUGGUGGUACUUUGAAAAAGGAUUUCAAAAAAGAUUCGCUCUUUAUUGAUCCGUCUUCCUGACACGGGCUGCAGCCGGUCGAGUACAUACACGUCGACCGGGAGACCACAGUGUGAUGUGAUGCUCGCCAGGCCAGCAUGGAAGGACGAAUAAUUGUUUUAUUAGUAAUAAUAGGUACUAUCUAAAGAAAAACCAAAGGACAAGAACAAUUAAUUUCAACAUACGGACAAACUGAAAAAGCAUAAUGAACAGAGUUCUCGAGGAAAUUGCAUUGAAGAACUAAUAAAAUUAUAACAACAAAAUGGAAAAAGACGAAAACUCCCAAAACUUGUAUACUAAAGACAGAAAUUAAGAGAACUGUAACAGCAACAAUUACGGUAUUACAAAAGAGGGAAGGAAACAAAUUGAGUAAAAUAAAAACUAAAUCCAAACAAAAAAAAAAAAACAAAUGAAACAUUUUUCUAAAUGCUUGACUCAAAAAAAAAAAAAAACAAUUAAUAGUAAAACAAAAACUCUUUAUAGCGUAAAACAAUUAUACUUUAAAGAAAAUCCCCAGUAAUGAGAAGAAACAUACAUUGUACUUAUAAUUACUUAUUAUUACUACGAUUAUUAUUAUUAUUAACUUAACAAGAGCAAGGAGGAAUACUUUACAACAAUGUUGAAUUUUAAUUUUUUUUUUCAAACGGUAUAAAAAAACGCCAGGACUUGGCGUCAAGGAUAUUUUUUCUUUCGGGCCCCAAGUCCCAAAUAUUAAGAAAGUAAAGAAAUGAUAAAUAAGAGAUUAAAUCAAUACAACACUGCCUUAAAACAAAAUGAAACUAAAAAAUUUACUUUUUUUAUUUAUUAUUAAUAUUCAUUUGUAUAUUCAAAACGAAUGAAGAUGAUUUCGACUUUAAACAUAUACAUAGAAAAGAUCUAAAUUUAAGAUAUAUAUAUAUCCAUGUCCCUUAUAUAAAGGAUUGUCAUCUGAAAUGAAGUGAUCUGAGCCAAAUAUGGGAACAAACCUAUUGUUAGUAUUUAAUUAGAUUGAAUAACCAAAUGUAACACUUCCUAAGAUCGUUAUGGCCAGAAAUCAUCUGUCGCAGCAAAUAGUGCUCUUACGUUGUUGCACUAUCAUUCUAUUUAGAAACUUUGUGAGAAACGUUUCUCUAAAGAAAAGUGUUGCUCUAUUAAAGUUUGGACCAAAGACUAAUAAUUUAAAAUGUUAUUGCACCAAUUUGAAUACUAUGGACAUACACCUUAGCCAGCAAUCGGACUGAUGUGUCCUCUAAAUACCGAAGAAAUCUAAGUCUGGAAUUCGGGGCAACUCGCAAAUCCCUAAUCGUUCUCAGCUCUAUGCCCCUCAGUUGGCCGGAGUUAAGAAUUGUUCUAAUGUCUCAUCAU